AUGAGAAAUAAGGCUCGUCUGAGCCAAUCUUUAGAUGAUAAAGUCCAGUUGUAUCUGAAAGAAUAUCCUGAUAAAUCUUUAAAGACGCUUUUUCAUAUUCCAUAUAUUUAUGAAUAUCUUCAAAGUUGUGAUCCAGUUUUAAGACGUACUAAGAAACAUGUAUUGGAAAUGUCUAUUGAACGGGUUUUAAAGGCCCAGAAUGCAAAUUUUGAGGACAAAUAUUAUAAAGAAGAUAAUUUAGAUUCAAAAUCUUUUGAAAAUAUUGCAGAAAAUUCGAAUUCAAUGGACAAAGACAUUAUGAAUAAAGAGAUUGUAAGUGUCUGGAAUACGGACAAGGAUUUUUUUUCUGAAAAAAUUUCGUCAAAGUCGACUUCUUAUUCUUUAGAAAAUGAAGUAUCUAAAGAUCAAUCACAUAAUGUUUCUAGGGUUAAACGUAAACAAAGAAUAGAUGAAGAUGAGGCUUUUCAUAAGAGGGAAAAAAUAAAUGGAAGUUAUAAUCCGCCUAAAGGUAUUUCUUUUGAUGAUCUUGGCGGUAUAGAUGAUUGCAUUGAUGAGAUUCUUGAGCAUGUUGUAAUGCCUCUUACACAUCCUGAAAUUUAUACUCAUAUUGGUAUUCAGUUACCGAGAGGUGUCUUACUUCAUGGGCCUUCUGGAUGUGGAAAGACGAUGCUUGCAAACGCAAUUGCAUCUGAAAUUGGGUUGCCAUUUAUAUCUAUAUCUGCACCGUCAAUUGUUUCUGGUAUGUCAGGAGAAUCAGAGAAAAAAAUUCGAGAUAUUUUUAAUGACGCGAAAUCUAUUGCUCCGUGUCUUAUAUUUAUUGAUGAAAUAGAUGCAGUAACACCUAAACGAGAGAAUGCGCAGCGUGAAAUGGAAAGACGAAUUGUUGCUCAGUUUCUUACAUGUAUGGAUGAUAUUUCGUUAGAAAAAACAGAUGGAAAGCCUAUUUUGAUAAUUGGUGCAACAAACAGACCCGAUUCAUUGGAUCCAGCUUUGCGUCGAGCUGGUAGAUUUGAUCACGAGAUAUGUUUGAAUGUACCGAAUGAAUCUGGGCGAGAAAAGAUUCUUCGAACAAUUCUUAAGAAAUUGCGUCUUUCUGGUGAUUUUGAUUAUAAAAAGUUAGCAAAAAUGACACCGGGAUAUGUGGGUGCAGAUUUAAAUUCACUUGCAACAGCAUCAGGUAUUGUUGCUAUUAAAAGGAUUUUUAAAUUGUUGAAAAAUAAUGUAUUGGACGAAAAAAUAAAUUCUCAGUUAAACGGAAAAAAAUUACAUUAUAUAGAUAAGAAAGGCAAAGAGGAUAUAUCUUAUAUGGAUUUGGAUUCUCAAUAUAUGUCUGAUGCUUCAGAAAAUACAAGUAUUAUUCGGCAUUUUUUAAAAACAUAUCCUAAUACAUUAUCCGAUAAUGAUUUAUCGUUGAUGUAUAUUACAAUUGAUGAUUUUUUAGAAGCACUUCCUAAAAUUCAACCAUCUUCUAAACGUGAAGGAUUUGCAACUGUUCCAGAUGUAACUUGGGCAGAUGUUGGUGCAUUAAAAUCAAUUCGUAUAGAAAUGCAAAUGGCUAUUGUUCAACCUAUUAAGCGGCCAGAGUUAUAUGAGAGAUUAGGCAUUACUUCUCCUUCAGGUGUGUUGCUUUGGGGGCCUCCAGGCUGCGGAAAAACAUUAUUAGCUAAAGCAGUAGCUAAUGAAAGUUGUGCGAAUUUCAUUUCUGUCAGAGGUCCUGAAUUGUUAAAUAAGUAUCUUGGUGAAUCAGAACGUGCUGUUCGUCAAGUAUUUUCAAGAGCAAGAGCUUCUGCUCCAUGUAUCAUCUUUUUUGAUGAACUUGAUGCCAUUGUUCCUCGUAGAGAUGAUUCUUUGCCUGAAUCUUCUGCAAGAGUAGUAAAUACAUUAUUAACAGAACUAGAUGGGCUGAAUGAUAGAAGAGGAAUAUAUGUAAUAGCUGCUACAAAUCGACCUGAUAUUAUCGAUCCUGCUAUGAUGAGGCCUGGACGACUUGAUAAACCAUUGUUUGUAGAAUUACCAUCAGAUGAUGAACGUUAUGAAAUCCUUAAAACGUUAACUAAAAAAACGCCCAUGGCCUCUUCUGUAGAUCUUUUAAAAAUUGCAAAAGAUGAGCGAUGCAGAAAUUUUAGUGGCGCUGAUUUAGCUGCACUUGUUCGAGAAGCUGCUGUUCUUGCAUUACGAUGUACCGUUUUUACUGAUGUAGCUGCUGAAAAAAAGAUUAAUUACGAUUUCCAGACUGAUCCACUCUUUGUUGACCAUUGUCAUUUCGAAAAGGCUUUUUCAAGUGUCCGUCCAAGUGUUUCUGAGAAGGACCGUGAUCGUUAUUAUAGUCUUAAUCGUCGUUAUGGCUAUUCUUCUACAACAUUGAUAUGA
Molecule: messenger RNA, 2370 nt
Organism: Pneumocystis jirovecii RU7
Lineage: Eukaryota; Fungi; Ascomycota; Pneumocystomycetes; Pneumocystales; Pneumocystaceae
Exons: 10
Coding region: 1-2370 (789 amino acids)
Biological process (GO): ribosome biogenesis
Cellular component (GO): nucleus
Molecular function (GO): RNA binding; ATP hydrolysis activity; preribosome binding
Source: RefSeq, a predicted model, not a curated record